This is a messenger RNA of Penicillium verhagenii, 525 nucleotides long. Its product is annotated as NADAR family protein. The transcript is spliced from 2 exons. Lineage: Eukaryota; Fungi; Ascomycota; Eurotiomycetes; Eurotiales; Aspergillaceae. The coding region runs from base 1 to 525 and encodes 174 amino acids. The record is from RefSeq and is a predicted model, not a curated record.
AUGGCACUACCCGAUAACACACCAGUCUAUUUCUGGAAACCAGAAGAAGAAAACGGCGUCUUCGGACAAUGGUAUCCAUCAUCGUUCAUCUGGACACAAGGGAAUGAAACAUUCAAUUAUGCCAAUGCAGAGCAAUACAUGAUGCACCGCAAAGCACUCCUCUUCGCCCCAACCCACCGAAUAACCAAACAAAUACACGAAGGCUGGAAGGUGCACCCAAGAUCGCUCCGCAAUCUAGGCCGGCAGAUCCCGAAUUUCGACGAUGAUGUGUGGGGAAAAGAGCGAUACGCAAUAGUUUUGGAAGGAUCUUAUCUGAAAUUCUCGCAGAAUGAGAAUCUCAAGCAAGUUUUACUGGCGACCGGGGAAAGGGAGUUGGUUGAGGCUAGUCCGCGAGAUCGGAUCUGGGGGAUUGGGUUUGGGAAGGACGCUGCUGAUAUGCGGAGGGAGGAGUGGGGGUUGAAUUUACUAGGGAAAGCUUUGAUGGAGGUUAGGGCGCGCUUGAGAGAGGAGAAGGUUUCAAGCUAG